UCGCUGUGGAAGAUGUCCGCGGUGGCCAGCAAGGCAGUGAUCCUGGUGGGCAGCAAAUCGGACCUGGUGCGCAGCAGGACCAUCACCGCCGACGCCGGCCGCAAGCUGGCCAACACGUACGACUGCAAGUUCAUCGAGGUAUCGGGGGGUCUGGACCACCGGGUGGACGAGCUGCUGGUCGGUGUGCUGUCCCAGAUCCGUCUGAAGCGCGACUGCCGCCUCAGCCGGUCGCGCUCUCUGGGCAGGCGCAGCUACCGGCUGAAGCGCGGCACGCGCAACACGUCCAGCGUCAAGGGACUGCUGAACGUGGUGUGUGGCACCACCGAGCAGCGCUCCAAGUCGUGCGAGAACCUGCAGACCCUCUGAGGCCGCCGUCCGCCCGGGGAGCGGGUCCGGGGGCAGGCGGGCAGUGCGCGGCCGGUCAGGCUGCCGCGCCGGGCGGAGCUGUGAGACCGCUGGUGGGGGUCACUUUGGAGGUUUUGUGGGCUGUUGCUUUUGAAGGAGUUGGAGAUAUGGGGCGACAUUGAAGUUCUGCUGGCCGCGGCUGCAGUUGUGCCGAUCAUUUUCUCUCAGAGUGUCACACAGGGCUGGGAGACGGAGUGUAUUCUCUGACCUAGCACUUCUCUAUGAUAUCACCGAAAGCUUUGCGAAGGCAGUUGAUGGAGAAAUAGCCAGAUGAGCUGCUUGCAGCCGCAGGAUCACCAAGUAGUAGACUGGUGUGUAUCGAUAUACCGGCUGAACCGAACUGUUCAGCGAAACACAACACGUAUUGGGAGAUGAGUAUGGCUCUUUUAACGCGUUUCCUGUGGAUUGUAGAAAUAAGCUUAUUUAUCUUUUGCGCGCUUUCAUUUACAUUCAUGGCCCUGGAGCCAUAAGCAUAAGCUCAAACAUUAUACAGUAGAAUCCGCUUAAUAAAUCCUAGGAUAAUAAAUCCAGCCGCUUAUUGUGGCCACUUGUGCUGUUCACAGAUUUGUCCAUAGAAGCAUAACUGACUCCGAUUAAUAAAGCCACCGUUUUAAUACAUCCAAAACGCCGUGUCACAAAGGUGGAUUUACUAAGCGGACGCUACUGUAUCAAAGCAUAACAAACUGACUUCUAAGUCGUACGUACUUCACAGGUUUUGGAACAGUUGCAUAAGCAUUACCGAAUGUCCCUUCCAAUGUGUAAUUAUGACUGGGAAAACUGUUCAAUGGAAUUGGCAAAUACGAACGAAUCAUUUAUCAUAGUUGGAGUUGUCGGUAUGUAACGUAAUCUGAUAAUACCGCCCAACCAAACUCAAGUCCGCUGAAGCCAUCUGACGUAUGUUGGUAUGUCUCAGCUUCCAAAAGACGCAAUCUUUGCUGCUAAAGGCAAUAGGACGUCUUUUUGCCAGAAGCAAUUCAGUCAGGACAAUUUCUCUGAGGUCCCACAUCAAAGUAAAAAGCUCUGGCUGGUGGUAAUUUCCUCCGCCGUCCCGCCUGGCUGGUGGGUGGUGUGUGCGCUCACCGGCGGCAGGGCCGGCGGGCGGCCCUUUGAGGCGGUGACCCGGGGCCCUGCAGCCGGUGACCGAAUCCGCCCCACCUCCCUACAUCACUGCUGACACCACCGACCCCCCGGGGGUGGUCUGUCACGGUAUUUACCGGGGACAUCGGUGUCUGAACUACCCCCGGUAUCGGCUGUGCUGCCCGCUCAGCACAUGGUGCCAUUGCGGUGACCGGGAAUGCCCGUCUAUACAGCUAUAGGGCAGCAUUCAAUGGGGCACUCACUGCGCCAUUACGGCUUUUGAACAGGCUCCGUGGUCGCGUCUUAGAUAGGUAUAUACUUUUCUGGCCGCCUGAUCGAUCAGUACUUGCCAGGGAUCAAUGAAAUCAGCUCUGAACACGAAAUGCACACGUGAUAUUUAAACGUGUAUUUUGUGACUAAGGAUAACAAGUGAUAGUCUUUAUCUGAGCCUCG
Amphibalanus amphitrite is the source of this 1935-nucleotide messenger RNA. RefSeq names its product GTP-binding protein RAD-like. The transcript has 2 exons. The record is from RefSeq and is a predicted model, not a curated record. Gene Ontology annotation, molecular function: GTP binding; GTPase activity; calcium channel regulator activity. Lineage: Eukaryota; Metazoa; Arthropoda; Thecostraca; Balanomorpha; Balanidae. The annotation marks the transcript as partial. Gene Ontology annotation, cellular component: plasma membrane.